Molecule: messenger RNA, 4770 nt
Organism: Seriola aureovittata
Lineage: Eukaryota; Metazoa; Chordata; Actinopteri; Carangiformes; Carangidae
Gene: cnot4a
Product: CCR4-NOT transcription complex, subunit 4a
Exons: 13
Coding region: 724-3114 (796 amino acids)
Biological process (GO): protein ubiquitination
Cellular component (GO): CCR4-NOT complex
Molecular function (GO): ubiquitin-protein transferase activity; RNA binding; metal ion binding
Source: RefSeq, a predicted model, not a curated record
UGGAGACAGAUGAUUAGCCUAUAUUGCUAUUUAAAUUGGUUAAUCCUUCCAUCCAUUCAAAUGUUCGUUUUCUGCUGCUCAUCCAGGCCCAUAGUUUAAUGAUUAAUUAAUGAUAUUAUUUGGAAUUGUUGGGAGGGAGUGACAAAUAUGAGAUAUAAAUGUCAAUAAAUGAAUGAACUUUGUAAAUAAUUCCAUACCGUUCAUACUCAAAUCAGUAUGAUCAUGGAACAGGUAUUAAAGUAAAUUCUAUAUGGUAUUAAAAUGGCUUGGAAUACUCGUCAAAACCCGAAAGUCGUAUAAAAUGUCAAUACUCAAGUAAAGAAUCUCACGUGUACUUAAGUACGACACUUUUUAGAAACGCCAAAAACUCAAUGUCCCACAAAGAGUCUGUCCAUCUGCGCAGACUCAGUGGCACAGAAUACUUGCCCCAUUCCCUCCUCCCAACUUUAAUGCUAGCUAAGAUGGUGGUUUGAGCGUAAAUUGUCUCCACAAUACCAAGAAAAGAAAGGGGCAAAAACAUCUUUAUAGCCUUUUAAUUACAACAGACCAACACACUUACGGUUUCUUAAGUGACCGUUUAUAGAAAUUUUGACAUUUCAGAUACAUUGGCUUGCAGUCUCCGCCCAAUCUGCUGUGACUCCCUCGGAGUGGAAUCUAAGCUAAAUACGGACAGGCCCUGUGCUCUGUGACCAGCUUUAACACUCACCCUCGCCACGCCAUAGGAUGUCCCACAGCCCUGAAAUGAAGGACGACCCCAUGGAGUGCCCUCUGUGCAUGGAGCCGCUGGAGAUUGAUGACGUCAACUUCUUCCCCUGCACCUGUGGCUACCAGAUCUGCCGCUUCUGUUGGCAUCGCAUCCGCACAGACGAGAACGGCCUCUGCCCCGCCUGCAGAAAGCCGUACCCAGAGGACCCGGCUGUGUACAAGCCUCUGUCACAGGAGGAGAUCCAAAGGAUAAAAAAUGAAAAGAAGCAGAAACAGAACGAGAAGAAGCAGAAGGUGACAGAAAACCGCAAGCAUCUGGCCAGUGUCAGAGUGGUCCAGAGAAAUCUGGUGUUUGUGGUGGGGCUCUCACAGCGACUCGCCGACCCGGAGGUCCUAAAACGACCAGAGUAUUUUGGGAGGUUUGGGAAAAUCCAUAAAGUGGUAAUCAACAAUAGCACAUCUUACGCAGGUUCACAGGGGCCUAGUGCCAGCGCUUAUGUCACUUACAUCCGCUCUGAAGAUGCUCUAAGAGCAAUACAGUGUGUGAACAAUGUGGUUGUUGAUGGCAGAACACUCAAGGCUUCUUUAGGCACAACAAAGUACUGCAGUUACUUCCUUAAAAGUAUGCAGUGUCCCAAACCUGAUUGUAUGUAUCUACAUGAGCUGGGGGAUGAAGCAGCUAGCUUUACUAAAGAGGAGAUGCAGGCGGGAAAACAUCAAGAGUACGAGCAGAAACUCCUCCAAGACCUCUAUAAAAUUAAUCCUAGCUUUCUACAACCUCCAGCAUGUGGUACAGAGAAGUCAAAGAGUAAAUCCAACUCCACACAGAGAACCAACAAUAGCAAUGGUAAAGAUGGGUGGCCGACGCUGUCAGGGCAUAACAAACUGGCCAACGGGCUUUCAGAGGACCGCAAGUCCCCUCCGCUGCUAGACUAUCUAGACCAAGAAGUUAUUACUUCAGAUGGGCUUGAUACAGAGCUGGGUCCUGGUCAGCGCACCGCCCUGUCCCCUUUCUCCUCAAAUUGUGACAGUAACAGUCCUAGUGACAAACCUCCAGAAUCAAUUGGUAUAGUGAAUGGAGAGACUUUACAACAGAUACCCACCAGUGACUCCCCCUCCCCUCCCCCGGGUUUAACUAAGCCCAGUCUGGUGGUGCCCAUCAGUGUGUCAGACCUCACAGCCCGUUCGCCCUUUGAGGGUGCGGCAGCUGAGUCCCAGUCGCUCUUUUCAGACAACAGUAACUUCAGACAUCCUAACCCUCUCCCUGCUGGCCUGCCCCCCUUCCCCAGCUCACCCCGCGGCAGUUCAGACUGGCCCAUGACCCCUGAACCACAGAGCCUCUUCACAUCAGACACAAUACCAGUGUCUUCCUCCACAGAUUGGCAGGCGGCCUUUGGCUUCGGCUCAUCCAGCAAACAGCAGGACGACGACCUGGGCUUCGAUCCUUUCGACGUCACCCGCAAGGCUUUGGCUGACCUGAUAGAGAAGGAGCUGUCGGUGCAGGAUCAGAGUCCCUCGUCCCCAGGGCCCCUUCCCCUGGGCAGCAAUCAUGGUCCCAGUCUGCCACCCCCCAACCCAAGCGCCGCCUCUCACCACUUCCCCAGUGGCCUACCACGACUCCCCCAGCUCCACCACAGAGCCAUCUACAGCUCCUUCAGUUUCCCCGGCAGUCAGAACAGCCAGGCCAGUCAGCAGCAGCCAGCCGCCAGACACCCCUGGAUGGGCGUCCCCACACGAAAUAACCUCACACACUUGAACCACUCAGCCAGUGCUGCCUCACACAGUAACUUCCUGGACCUGAAUCUGCCCCCUCAGCAUAACACAGGGCUGGGAGGGAUCCCCAUCUCAGAAAACAGUGGCUCUAUAGACGGCUUAAAUGUGAAAGAGUGGCAGGACGGCCUGAGAGCUCUCCUGCCCAACAUCAAUAUCAACUUCGGGGGUCUCCCAAACUCCUCUUCCUCUUCAUCCUCCUCAUCCUCCAACAGUGUUAACCACAUUGGUGGGCCAGCGGGGCCCGCAGGCAUUUCACACAGCCUGAGCUGGGACGGCACAGCCAGUUGGAUGGACCCUGCUAUCAUCACAGGCAUCCCGGCCUCAGCAGGCAGCAGUUUAGACUGUCUCCAGGACGACAACCCACCACACUGGCUCAAGUCCCUGCAGGCACUCACAGAGAUGGACGGCCCGGCGAGUUCAGCAGUGCCCACUCCCCAGCCCCUCCACAGCGGCCUCCUCGACGCCCACCUCCCCCUCCACCACAGAGCUGCCGGCUGGGCUCCCUACCUGCCCCCUCCCACAGCCAACCCCGCCAGCCAGUUCCACUCCCCUCCCCCAGGCUUCCAGACCGCCUUCAGACCCCCGGGACAGCCCGCCACAGAGCUGCUACAGAGUGCCGCUGUGGACCGCCACUGAACACAGACUACAGCAGACACCCAUCCAUUCCCCCACUAUCACUUUAUACCCACUCAUCCUGUACCCUGCUCCCCCUCCCCCCAAUGCAAUACACACCAAUCUGCAGAGUAUGAAAAAUUAUUAACAAAGUAACAAACAUGCUUUCUUCUUUUUCUCUUCCUCCUUCCUUUUUGUCUACUCUGAAGGCCUAUUUGUUUUUGUUUUUGUUUGUGGCACACGAGUUAUCAGUACCCUUUGUCUGCUACCAUCACCACUCCUUAGACCUAGUUCUGGGCGUAACAUGGGGAUUCAUUGUGUCGCUUGCUAUUUAUGGAGAGCACAAGAAACAGUAAAGCAUUGAGCGCCCAGUGGUGGCACAAGAGUUCACAAACUCCACAAACUGGCGAUGAAACAAAUUAGCUGAAGUGAGGUCUUUUUUAAAAGUAACUAAUGAGUAAGCAUGAACAACAUUUGUGUUUUUUGAAAGUUGAAGUCGCGAUUAGUUUUUGAGGAAUGAAGCAAGCUGUGAAUCUGCUCUUUGAAGCUUUGCCCCAAAGACCCUCAUUCUCCCCACUUUAACAGGAGACUGUGAAACGGUUAACUCUUACAGCUGAGUUGUGAAUAAGACGAGGUGAGAGAGAGAAAGAAAAAGGGGUUGGCAUUUAGCUUUUUUGAGAGUGGUUUUUAAAAAAAAAAAUGCAAAAAAAGUUAAAAAAAGCAGCUGAGAUUUGGUGAGUAGAGAGUGAAUGCAGAUGACACAGGGGAGUUGAGGGCACAGGCUAUGCAUGGGCUCCCUGUUAGGUAGGGACACAAAUGGUCUGCUUGAGAGGCCACUUGGCCCACAUUCCCUUUAGUGGAGGGCUCCCACUGGCCCCGUCCUGCUGGAGGGAAAAUUUUGCUGAACCUCUGUAUCAGAGGAUAGAGCACUGCCUAACCGCAGGGAGCCAGGGCUUUGGGAGAUCGUGGCACUCAUCCUGUGCACUAGGGUUAGACUCUUACUCAAAGUGCCACUGUGUGGUACCCACAGUAGCUAGCCCUAACAUGGACAGCCACCAAGUAGACAGGACAAUGACUAAAUGAACGAGGAAACGUCAAAAAUACUAAUGAGGGUAGCAAAAGGGUUAACAGGUCCCUUUGUUUGACCCACGAGGGCUUAAACGAGGCCUUAAAAUGGACAGAUGAGAGAAAGGAGCUCGAGUGAUUGGAAGGGGAGCCUUGCGUUAACGAUUGCUGAAAAAUAUGCAAUAUUGUAUUUGACUUCGGCAACUGUAUGUGAGUGUGUGUCACAAAGGAAGGUGCUGCAAGACAAUACCAAGUACUGUAGUAGUGAUUUAAGGAGCUCUCAGCCUUUAGGAUUUGAGAUCGACCUCUCCGACCACCGCCUUUUUUCUUUUUGAAGUCUUAAUUCUGAUCCGUGUUUGCUCUGUCUCUCUCUUUCUCUCUCUCUCUCUCUUAUCACCCCCCACCCCACCCCCAACCUCCCUCCCUCCUGCUGUUCUCUAUUUAACAGUAUUCACAAAAAUGAACAAACUCAUCCAGGAGAAACCAACACAGAGUCAUACAAUGGGUUUUAACAUGAUGUUGCGAGGAAAAAAAAACAAAUUGAGGCGCUUAAAAGGAAGUGAACUGUCCUCUGCAGGUCUGGAAAAAUGAACCUUAAAUAAAACUGAAGUCAGA